Molecule: messenger RNA, 4253 nt
Organism: Hippocampus comes (tiger tail seahorse)
Lineage: Eukaryota; Metazoa; Chordata; Actinopteri; Syngnathiformes; Syngnathidae
Gene: adra2b
Product: adrenoceptor alpha 2B
Exons: 2
Coding region: 703-2262 (519 amino acids)
Biological process (GO): G protein-coupled receptor signaling pathway
Cellular component (GO): plasma membrane
Molecular function (GO): epinephrine binding; alpha2-adrenergic receptor activity
Source: RefSeq, a predicted model, not a curated record
GAGAGAUGGGAGGCAACCGGGCUCAGAUCCACUUCUCGAGUGAAGAUGCGCCUCAGAAAUUGACGACGCGCGCCACAGGAGCCGCUCCAUCGUGGAGUGAACUCGCGCUGGGUGUGGGAGGAAAAAGAAGAGGAGUGAUGGGGACUAAUUUGUAUGACCUUUUGGUGGGAUUUCACCAGUGAUAUUUGCGCAUUUUGCGAUUUCAGGCGCACGACUAGAAAUCAAGUUCAUGGACUAACUGGAAAACACUCAUUCCUUUCUGCGCUUUUAUUAGCGUGAUCGUGUAAAUAGUAUAAUGUUUCAGCUUUGUUUAGUUUUUCUUAAGUGUUGAGCUACCAAAAGAGUCUGCAACAAGGGCGCACGGAGAUAAUGUCACCAUCACUUCAAUUUUUUUGGUCUGAGAGUUGACUACCAGUACAUAUUUAAUCAACUAAGUUAAAUAUUUUAUGAGCUGGAGAAGUUUUACUUGCACGGGAGGGAGAAACGGUACGAUGUGUGGGGGAGACAAUCGGGAUUUUAUGGGUUCGGGGCUUUUUUAAUUAAAAGGCGUUGAUCCGUGUCCUGACGCAACAAGACCCACGCACGUUUUGUGAUCUCACAAUGGACUCGGAAGCCCCGUCGUGGAGGAUGCGAGGGAGCUAACAUUUGGAGAUAAACAAGAGACGACAACAACAGAGAGACUCCAGGAGAAGAGACCGAAGGAUGGCCUCUGCUCCGGAGGGCGGCUGCUCCCUGGAGCUUAGCAACUGGAACGCAAGCGGUGCCUCCAUCCCCUGCAACCAGAGCGUCCUGAAACUGGCACCGUACUCGCCCGAAGCCACGGCGGCCUUUGCCACCGCCAUAACCCUGAUGGUGGUCUUCACCAUUGUGGGGAACAUCAUGGUGAUCAUCGCCGUGCUGACCAGCCACUCCCUGCGAGGGCCGCAGAACCUUUUCCUCGUGUCACUGGCCGCGGCUGACAUCUUGGUGGCCACGCUCAUUAUCCCCUUCUCUCUGGCCAAUGAACUUCUGGGCUACUGGUACUUCAAGUCCCUGUGGUGUGAGAUCUACUUGGCCCUGGAUGUGCUCUUCUGCACCUCCUCCAUUGUGCACCUGUGCGCUAUCUCUCUGGACCGCUACCUGUCCAUUUCCAGAGUCACCUACGGUCGCCAGCGGACUCCAAAACGCAUCAAAGCUGCCAUCGUGGUUGUGUGGCUCAUUUCCUCCAUCAUCUCUUUCCCUCCGCUGCUGUCCCUCAACAAGACCGAGGUGGGCGACCUCACGAGUGAGAGGGGACCUCAGUGCGAGCUCAACGACGAGAAAUGGUACAUUCUUUACUCCACCAUCGGCUCCUUCUUCGCCCCAUGCCUCAUCAUGAUCCUGGUUUAUGUAAGAAUCUACCAAAUCGCCAAGCAGAGAACACGGUGCCCCCCGGGGGAGCCCCGUAAGGACGGAGUCGGCGCCGCCAUGCCGAGUCAGCCCAAGCAGCAACUCCAAGCCAACGGUAGGGAUGAUGGUGAAAAAACAUCUUCCCCCAAGAAAACAUCCAACGCCAGACCCCCCACCCUCGCCAUUACCCCGUCUCCUUCAGGGGGGCAGGAGGAACCAAAUCAGGAUCCCAACCCCAAUAAUCUGCAACCUCCACCUCCAACUCCAGCUCUGAGCCCAGUCACCAGCUCCGUAGACACCUCUGUGCAUGCGGCCCCUGCCGUCCCUUCUGCGCCGCAACUGGCCCCAACCAAGCUUAAAGCGGGAGGAAACAAGUUCAAGCGGCAAACGAAAACCAAAUCGGACAACAACAACGGUGACAGCUCCAGCACGGACAGCGAGGCCAGCAACGGAGGGCGCCGCGGCAGCGCCAGUAUGCCGGGGUCCCCCGCAGGAGUGAGCAUCCACUCCGCGGGUUCCAUCAAGCGCUACAGGAACAUGAUCACCACUUCAAAGGGGUCGCGGCUGGUGCCGGGGAGGAAGUCCAAAAUCGAUAACAACCCCGGGGCGGCUCGGCGCAAAGCGAUGGUCAACCGAGAGAAACGCUUCACCUUUGUCCUGGCCGUGGUCAUCGGCGUCUUCGUGGUGUGCUGGUUCCCGUUUUUCUUCUCCUACUCUCUCAAGGCGGUAUGCCCCAUAACAUGCGCCAUCCCCGACCCACUCUUUAAGUUCUUCUUCUGGAUUGGUUACUGCAACUCUUGUCUCAACCCGGUCAUCUACACCAUCUUCAACAAAGACUUCAGGAAGGCUUUCAAAAAGAUUCUCUGCCAAAGUACCAAGGGUACUUUCUUUUAGCCCACAAAGUCUACGACUUGGCAACCAUAUUUGGAAACAAAUGAAGCAGAUAACACAGACAUCUUUCAAAGGGCUGUAUUAUUAAUUUUAUGAGCCAUGGACGUAAAAAUUCCAAAUUUCUUCAACACAGCCAUUACUUAGCAUUUUGGACUAUGACAUCUUGAUUUGGAGACAAUGGAGGUCUUUGACAGGAUAGGUAAAGUCCAGACAUGACUGUAGAUGACACAGAUAAUAUUGUGGACCAAAGCAAAACAAAUUUACCAAUUGACCACAUUACACUGACUGAAUGCUGGGAACACAGGGGCAAAAAUCAUGGCGGACACGCCAGAUAAGGACGGCUGGGCUGGUCCACACACCAGGCAUACAGUAUGUGAAAUGUGUGUAGGUGUGCAUAUAUAUAUAUAUAUAUAUAUAUAUUAUAUAUAUAUAUAUAUAAAUCUCUCUCUCUCACUCUCUACUAACUGUGAGGCAGGCAGGCUAUUGAGGAAGGUAAACUGGUAAGCAUGAAGAGGACUGACCUUAGAUUCAAUCAAGCCUGGGGCCCUUUUGUUUGUCAGCACAGAGCACAAGGAACACACAAGGUUAACGGCGAUUUCUUGCAGUCUUAAUCUGUCCGGCUGCAGGGCAAACAUGUGUUCCCUGAUUCCUAUCCAAAAGAGCAACAACAAGAGGCAUCGGAAGAUCGAAAAUGCGUAGAUGGGUCCUUUUCAAAUUAAAGGAACAGCAAGACGGUGGCUGGAUACAUGUCAGAUGCCUUGGCUCUCAGCUGCCUGCGGGUCAUUGUGGACACUCAGGUUGUGUGUGUGUGUGUGUGUGUGUGUGUGUGUAUGUGUGUGUCUUUUGUCUUUAAUUCAAUUUUUGCAUUUUCACGAGAGUCACGAGAGAAAUAUAUACCACUAAAGCAAUGAGCUUAUCUGCUUUUCAUGGACCAAGUGGAGCAAUCUUGUUAACAAAUAAGCCUCUCUAACGAGGUUAUUCACACCAUGACAUGGGAGGUUCAUACGCUGAUUUAUGUGCAUUUCUUUUCAGCUUCUGCAGGCCAUCAGUGAUAAGUGAACGGGUACACACUGGAACAAAUGAUUAAGAGGACAGACACACAAUGAACUGAGGUACAUCACCCCACAACUAAGACUACUUGGGUGAUUCGAAACCCCGUUUGCCUGAGUCACUCAUUUCACCUGCUGUGAAGCGGUAAAUACUUUUGUUUUCGUGAGGCCGCACGUUACCCCACGCUCGCUCUCAUUUUUUUAUGAAGAGGAGGUUUCGCUGUUUCUUUGACAAAAUACAUGUGUUUUAUAGAGCACGCUGGCUUAUUGACUCAAUGGGACAAGGGCUGUCAGCGAGACGUUGUCGAAUUCCGCUGACCUGUGUGUGUGUGUGUGUGUGUGUGUCUAAGUGUUUUCUCUCCUGAUCUACAAUUGUGAAGCAUAGAGACACUGUGCUUGUCAUGUGACUCCUUCUUCUGUAUUUGUGAAUAUCAGACGAAGGUCAGACUAUUGAGAGAGAUAUUUUAAAGUGUGCGUUUGAUUGCAUAUUGACAUGGCAUCUUCCCUCUGACCACCCCGAAGGGAUUUCAGUCUGUCACAGUGAUAUAUGGCUCCCAUGUUUUUUACCUAAGUCAUAUUUUCAGUGUGCGUGUGUGUGUGUGUGUUUGUGGGUGUGUGUGUCUUUGUGUGUGAUGGGAGGUAACGAUAUAAGACUGUACUAUUUAUUUCAAACUACUGGGUCUUUUUUCUCUAUUUAUUGUUCCAUUGAAGUGCUUUUGUUCUGAGGAUCAAACAAUAUCAUAUGGCUCAGAGGGUAAAAAUAUUGUAUUACUUCUCAACACGAGCCUUAUCGAUUUCAAACAUUAAACUGUGGCUUUUGUGUGAUGGUGUCAGAGUACAUGUAAAAACUAUGGACCGCCACAUGCAUAAAAUGCCCCAUUCAUGAGCAUCUAUGUUCAUUUUUAAUAGAGAUAAGCACAUUUGUCCGAAAUAGGUGCAAAAAAA